AUGCUCACUGCUUGUGGUUGUUCUUGUCAGGGAGUGUUCUUCCCAUUUAUAGAUCCUACUGGGAACUCGAAAGUGAUUGAUGAUGCUGCUUAUAUAAGAGAAGAUGAGAAGAAUGAUGAAAGAGUUGGUCGUGUUGUUGAUCUGCUAAAUAAGAAUCAAGACUGGACACAGUUCACUUGGGAACUUGAGCCAAAGCCUCAGAAUUUCAUGUUAUCUGAUGAAGAAGAGCUUGAUGAAGAUGAAGCUGCCCCAGUAUCACCUGUGAGGGAACCACCUGUUGAUGCAAGAAGGGGGAAGCGCAAGAUAAAUGAUCCUGGUUCCGAGUCUAGAAAGAAGAACAUGCUUUGUCAAAGAGCGGCUGAGCAUAACAGCGGUGUAUCAAGUGAAAUGAAGAGUUUCAUGGAAGGUUUGUUGACCUCUUCUUUCAGUUCUUUAAAGGAAGUGUUGCAGAAGGACAUACAAGAGCAAUUUCAGAAGGUCAACAAUGAGAUAGAUCAGCUGAGGGAACAAAUGUUUCACCUUACUGGUCCUUCAGAUACAGUGGGAAAAGGUGAAUGCAAAGCAGCUGAGACUCCAGGUUCAGGCAAAGCCUCUAAGAUUCCGGGUUCAAGCUUAUCGGUUCAGACUAUGGUUUCUCCAGUAGCAAAGGAAAAAAGCAAAGGCAAGCAGGAAGGAAGCAAGGAUCUUCCUACGUUCAUAUACUCCAGUGUCUCUUGGUCGUCCAUGGUCGCUGGUGUUAUUGCCAUUCUACAAGAACAUCAUUUUGGGUGUGACCAUCACAAGAACAUUCGGUUUUAUUAA
Messenger RNA from Eruca vesicaria subsp. sativa (arugula), 801 nucleotides. The record is from the annotation of a GenBank genome assembly. NCBI's taxonomy places the organism in Eukaryota, Viridiplantae, Streptophyta, Magnoliopsida, Brassicales, Brassicaceae.